This is a messenger RNA of Stylophora pistillata, 1798 nucleotides long. Its product is annotated as putative fibroblast growth factor 1. The record is from RefSeq and is a predicted model, not a curated record. Gene Ontology annotation, molecular function: growth factor activity. NCBI's taxonomy places the organism in Eukaryota, Metazoa, Cnidaria, Anthozoa, Scleractinia, Pocilloporidae.
UUUGCUCCUCAGCCCAACCUGUCUCGAACGUAAGGCACCGGUGUUCUGGUAACGCCCGUUGGCGAAACCUUCGAUUGAUCUUAAUGGCUCCGUCGAUGCUUAGAGUUUCAUUGUGCCUUAUUUGGGCGGUGUUAGCUCUUUCUCCAUUCCCGUAUGUGGUAUCCAGGCCCUCUCGUAUACGCCGCCCCAGAUGUAUUCACUCUAAAAACGAUGACAUCGACGGGAUCAACGCAUCGUCGGAGAAUAUUCGAAUAAACUACCAGAUCUUCAAAGUUGCAUCUAAAACUCCCUCUCAUGUACAGAUUGUGCAGCUCUUUUGCAAGACGGGAUAUUUUUUGGCGCUAAAUGUCACAGCAAGGAAGAACCGUAUCGUCGGUAUCGUCAAUGAAUCAAGUGAAAGCACAUUUUUCGAGUCCCAAUCCCUUGGAACGAGUAUAGUCAGGCUGCGAAAUAUUGUCAGCGGAAGAUUUUUGGCGAUCAAUUCAAAGGGAAGGAUUAUUACACAGUCUAAAGUUUCGGAUGAAAGUGUUUUCAAGACGAUGUACGAGGAAAACUACUUCCAUACAUUUACUUCGCAUAAAUAUUUCAAGAACAAACGACAUGACCUGUUCCUUGGAAUCAAACAAAAUGGACGCUGCAAGUCUCCAAAGCUGACAUAUCCUGGACAAAUCUCAGUUCAGUUUCUGUUGCUGCAUAACAACAACACCGAGGAAAAAAUGAGAAUAACAGCGCCUGCAAGACAAAGUCGCGUGAAACAAGGGAGGAGAGACAUGGGCUAAAUCCAUGACACAGAAGAAACCGCGACAUUUACUUGGAAACAAGAGAGCCGUUUUCUGAGCCAAAAACCCGUAACUUUUAUGGCACUUUCGGUUGCGCAAAGACUAUUGAAAUUUCCCUGGCCUAAAUAACUUAAGCGUUCGACAAAUCAGAAUGCAACAUCAAACAUGUUGUUGGUGGAGAUAUUUGGAAAGUAGGUGUCCAAUGGAUGGAAGAGAAGAACUCUGAUCUCAUAAGCAUCAUUUAAAAGGAAAGUGCAUCAUUUAUACGAAAAGUUGAAAAAAAAAUUAAUUCCCUAUUAUCAGUUAGCGUUUACAUGUGAAAUCGUCUUUCGAUUUAGAUGUGAAUAGAUAUUCAGAGGCCCUUAGUCAUGUUAAUGCACCUUAGCUAAAUAAUUUGUACAACUUUCGAGCAAUUCUCCGGAAUUUCACCCAGAGACAAGCAUUCACAUUUUCGGUUCUAUGAUUCAGUCUAAAGUGGAACCACUGUAAUGGAAACUUGUCGUCAACAAAAAAAAAAACAACAACAACAACAACAAAAAGUAACGGUCCGAAAGAAUUUGUAUUCCAUGUUUCAAUUUUUGCAAAGAUUAUCCCGAUAUCAAACAAUAAUCCGCGUAAUAAAAUAAAAGUCUCAUCUCUGCAUAUAUGAUGUUUGUGUUCCCACUAAGGAAGAUCCAUGUAUGAUAAUUUAACAAUUGUAAAUUUUCCGUUGCGAACCUUAAAUUAUAGUCAAUUUCCUAUUAGUUUUCCCGGAAGUAAACAUGAAUCAUCUUCUUAGAUUUAAAAACAUCAUCGUGUCUUUUCAUUUAUAUGUUAGAUAAUGAAUACCUUUCAUUUUCAAGUGAAGAUAUAGUAAUGCACGUUUACCUCUUGAGCUUUCGAAAUUGAUUCACAUACAUCUUUUCUGCCUUCAAGCUUAUCAGUUACACGGUGUUAUUUUGUUUAGGAAAUAGCUGAAAUAAUAGGAGCGCCCGGAGUGGUAAGACAAUCAUUGUUUAUUACACGACUCGGGCAGUCAG